CCAAUAAGAACAUAGUUAAUCUUACCAGCACUCUUUUCUAUGGUUUCCUUAAUGUACUAUUACCUUCGUUAUAUUAGGACUCUUUAAAUUUGUUUGUAUCACGUUGUUAUCCUACGAUAUUUUCUUUACGAAUGAAGAAUCUUUCUAUUAUGGAUGUUAUAAUUUAUAACCUAGAAACUUUAGGAUAUACUCGAGCAUACGCGUAGUAAGGAUAAACAUAUAACAAUAAUUUUUCCUUGUCUCAUUUGUCCUCUAAGGACAAUGAACCAAUUUUAUUACGAUAAUAUAUUCAGCAUUAUUAUUUAGGUUUUUUUUUCUUAUAAGUAAAGCGUUAUACUCGACAGCCAAGUUACAAUAGUUACCGACAUGAGGGCGUUGCGAUUUCUUUCGAUGGUAGUGGCAACAUUGCAUGAUGGUAAUUAAUAUAACUGAUUCCUUCUUGAUUUCCAGUCAAACAAUAAAAUUUUAGAUACAAGUGUUUUAUUAGAAGUUUCUAUGUGAUAAAGAUACAGUGAGACUAUAAUGUCAAAUAAAAUAAUUGAUCUUUGAAAGUGAAAUUUUAUUCAAGAUCCUAAUAUGGCACGAGUUCGUGAAUUCAAAAGAUCAUUGGAUGCUGUAAAUACUAAUAUAGACUUUAAGGACUUAACCAGAUUUAGCACAGAAGGAAACUUGAUAAAACAAGAGCCAUGUGAUAGAAAUGAUGUGGAUUCAUAUGACACUUGUACGCCAACCAUUAUAGAAUCUGAAGAUAUUAACUCGAUUAAUAUAAUAGAGAAUAAUAUCAGCCCGAAAGAAAAUAUUUGUACUCAGACUGAGAGCCUCUGUAAUAUAACCACUAAUCAAAUCCAAAAGAAGUCUUCUUCGAUGGAUCAUGCGGAAACUGGAAAUAUAAAGUGUAUUCAGAAAAAAAAAGAUAUCCUUGUAAUCGAUGAAAAGAAUGAAAACAAGAAGGCAUUAAGAAAAAGUAAUGAUAUUAAAAGGUUCAAUAAAAAACAAAGAAGAGAUAUGCGAAUAACAAAGGAAAAGAAGAAUGCUAUUUAUUGUGAAAUAUGUUCUUUAUCUUACGACAAUUUGAAUCAGCUAAAACGUCAUAAAAAUUUUUAUGCCAAACAAAAUAAUUAUUUUUGUUCUAAUUGCCUCUCAAAUUCUUGCUCUCAUAUUAGGUUAAAGAUUGAUGGAAACGUGCAAAACUCUUCUAGAUAUUGUUGUCAUUUUUGCAAACGAAUGUUUCAAAGGAAAAUAAGUUUACAAAGUCAUUUAUUUCACCUUCAUGGAAAGGAAAUAAGAGUAAAUGUCGAAGACGAUUCAUUUUCAAUAAAUCAUUCAACUGUUUCAUAUUCUGGUACGUCAAAGAAGAAGAAAAUGCGACAGAAGACAAUGGUGGAAUACAUUAUACGUCAUAAUAAAGAAGAUGCAAAGAAAUCAUCUGAAAAUUUAAACAACUCGAACGUUAAUAACGUUUUAACUAUAAUUAAACAAGAGAAUGAAUGGGUGGGUGAUGAUGAUGAAGCGGGCAAGUCGUCGACGGAUAAAAUAGUUGCCAGUGUACCUCGAACAAGUCAAAAGUCAAAUGAUAAUAGAUUACAAAAACAGCCAUUUGUUAAAAUACACGUCGAUUCUAACAUGAUGAAAGCUCUUUUAGGAAUCUCUUGUUUAUCUAAUGACGACGAUUACCUUGAAAAAUCUUUUCUAUAUAGUAGUAAUCGUAAUAGUAAUAAUCAUACUAAUAAUAGUAAUAAUAUUAAUGGUAAGCGUUACGCAUUGCGAUCUUUAAAUAAUUCUAUAGAAGUAAAUAAUAGUGAGUCAUCCACGAUCGUACGUAAAAAUAAUCAAAGCGAUAAUAAAGUAAGAAAACUUUCAAGUAUGUGUAAGAAAUGUACCAUUUCGUUGAUAAGAUGCGAUGAUAAAUUGUCAACAAGGUCGACUUCGUAUUCUUCAAAAUUUGCUACGUCGUCUUCUCAGGUUUUACAACCGGUUAAUCGUAUAUUUCGUAAACGUAGAUUCUCACAACGGAAAAGUAAUGGUAACGAGUCACCUUCCAAAAAUUCCUUCUCACGAAGUAAUAAUUCUAAAGAUUUUAUUAAAAACGAUUCUUCCGUAAGAUCUCCACCUGUAAAAAUUAGAAAACGAAUUAUUAAUGGUAAAUCAAGCUCGUCUAUCACGUUAAAUGCGAAGCGUUCUAGCAAGUUUAGAUCGAGGCGCAAGAAGCGUUCUGGUCGACGUCGAACGUUACUCAAAAAAGUCAAUCUUGAUCUAAGAAAGAACGAAUCUUUAAAGAAAGGAAAUCUUACGAAUCCCAAGAACUCAUCGCCACAGAAGGAAUCGUAUUCUAAUGAAAUUGGAAAUAAACAAUCUGCGAAUCCUAUUGUUGAAUUGAAGGAAGUAAAAGUAUCUCUGAUAAAGUUGCCAGAAAUAAAAAAGGAAUUGAUUGUUUCGGGAAUGAAUGAAAAUGGAAUGGCCAAUGUCAACGAUAAAACUUUUCCUUGUACAAUUUGUGAUAUGUUAUUGACCACAGAGAGAUAUUUGAAGAGACACAUGAAGAAAUGUCAUACGGCGUACAUGUCAAGCAUAUGCCGAGCACGAUAUGCCUCGAAACGUCUUUUAUUGAAACAUUAUUUACGAGAACACGACAUGUGGGUAUGCAAAUGUUGCGUUUGUUAUCAAUUCUUCAGUAGUCGAUUAUCAUUGAAACAACAUUUGCUUCUACAUUGUAUUAGAAUAACGUUAUCGAAAAACGAUCGUCCUCUUUCGAGUAAAAAUAUGAAAUGUCAUUCCAAUGUAAAAAGAUACAAGUGCAAGAGAACUGCGUUAAAAAUCUUACUGCGGUCACAAUCAACGGAACAUCAAAACGAUCGAAACGAAAGAAAAAUGGAACAUCAAGAGAUCGAUGAUAGUAAUCGGAAAAAGCCAAAGGAAUAUUUACACGUAAGUAGCAUUGAGAAUCUGACAAAUCGAGUUAACGAAAGCAAAGAGAAUAAUGUCGGUGUACUUGGAAAGGUAAAUGAUCGGCAACCAGAUCAGGCAGUCUCUGUUGAAUUAACGAAACCAUUCGAAAGUAAUAAUACCGAAGUUUCUCAUUCUAGAAAUAAUGACUCGAUAGAAGAACCAAUACCGGAUACUCCGUCCGCUGCCGGCGAAUCUACCAUUUGUAACGAGGAUCGGCAAAUUGAUCUGUUAUUGCAUACAAAUGUGAUGCAAUCGGAUGAUAAUUAUAAUAAUGAGAUAACUAAAUCGGGAAUCGAUGCUACAAUGAAUAAGCAGAAAUAUCCAUGUUCGAUUUGUGGGACACAAUUUCAGAAGCCAGAAAAUUUGUUCCAACAUAUACGUACCUAUGAUCACUCCUUCAAUAAUUUCUGUGAAAUAUGUGGAUUAUUCUUUUCGAAGAAAAAAAUAUUGAAGACACACAAUAAUACUACUCACAAUUCUGCCAUCUGUAGUUUAUACACGUUGCAUUGUCAAUUCUGUAAUCAAGGCUUUCGUACUGAAAACAAUCUUCGUAUACACGAAUUGCAUUAUCAUGCAAAUACAAUAACUAUAAACAAUGUAAGAGUGACGGAAUUUUUGAAAGUUUCCAACUGUGGAAUUAAUUCAUCUUUACCGAUGGUCUGCAAUAUUUGCGGACUAUCUUUUAAUACCUUUGAACGUUAUCAGUUACAUUCUAUGUAUUAUUAUAAAGGUCACAUAUUCCCAUGUACAUUUUGUGGUAAUAUAUUCCACGGAUUGAACAUGGUACAUCGUCAUAACAAACUGUUCCAUUAUCCUAGAAAUAAUUCAACGUCUUACAAAUAUAAAUGUUCGAUUUGUUACGAAGGUUUUGCAAUUGAAUCAAAUUUUCAUGCACAUAAGUUGCACGUACAUUCGAAUAAAGAACAUAUAGAAUCGUCGAUUUCAAAUCUCGCAUUGAACUCUAUGCAUUAUAAUAAAAUAAAUAAGUCUUACAUAUGUUCCAAAUGUAAUAUCGAAUUCUACAGCAUAGCGGAACUUAUGAUACACGUUGAAUAUUAUUCCAAUCGUGGCAAUUAUUUGUGCUUGAAGUGUCCCAGAAAAUGUUGUACGUUGUCAAUAUUAAGCGAACACAUUGAUCUAACUCACAACGAUAACAAAUUGAUGAUCGGCCACAAGUGUGGCAUUUGUGGCGAAAUUUUAAUGUCUGAUAUUUCGUUCUUAUAUCAUCAAAAUCACCUUCAUAGUGACGUGGAAGAGCGACAAGUCGUUUCCUUUUCCUAUAAAUAUUCUAAUACGGACUUAAAUAUUAAUAAUAUCGUUGAUAACGAUAAGUUGAUGGUUGUUGAUAAAGAACCAGUGGUAAUUGUACACGAUCCUACUUCCUCUUUUGUUACUUUGGAAAAAUGUAAUAUCUCAUGUCCAAUAUGUGCUGUCAAAUUUGAAAAAGAAGUACAUUUAAAGAAACAUUUAGCCGAAUAUUUAGAUUUCGGGGAUUAUCAAUGUAACGAGUGUCAAAGACAUUUCGUUAAUUCUGACCUAUUAAAGAAGCACAUUGAAAAUCAUUUGGCACCGGGCAUGCCUCUUACGAAAUAUUAUUGUACCGUUUGUAACGAAAAUUGUAAAACUUCUGUCGUUCUCGAAUCUCAUGUUGCUCAUUUACAUGCCCGUGUUAUAUUUAAAGACGUUUCCUCAAAGUCAGUUUAACAUAAUGCGUUUUACAAAAUGAUAAUAUAUAAUUUCUAAUAAUUCCAAUAAAAUUAAGAACUUAAAUGUGAAUGUUUCAACCAAGAAUUUAUUAUUUUCUCUUAUUUUUAUUAUUACCAAGAAUUUAUUAUUUUCUUUUAUUUUUAUCGUUUUUCUUCGUUUCCAUGUAAACGCCGUCGUCUUAAAAAUAUUCCUCAUAAUGUAUUUUUACUUAUAUUUAAAUGAUGUUCCAUUAAAUAUACUUACUUUUUUCAAAUUACUUCGUAAUCUAUAUUGUUAUACAUUCGUUACGUAUAUUUUGUCAUUUUAUAUUUAAAUUAGCUAAUAUAAUUGAAGUUUUUUUUCUUUUUUCGUUUUUUCAUCGAAAUGUGUCUGUCAAAGAAAUAAAUGUAUUUUACUCGAUGCUCAGUUAUAUGUGUAAGAUGUAAAUUUUGUCUGCUUAGAAAGUACGUAUUAUUAAUAUUUUAUAAAUAUUACUAUUUAAUAUGAAAAGGAAAAAAAGAAAAAAAAAAAAAAAAAGGAAAAAAAGAAAAUAGCUAAAGGAAAGAAUAAUAAUGACAUAUAGAUUUGUCAUAAAUUUGUCACCAAAAAUAUGUUUUAAAUAUCGGUUUAUUCGUUAUUUUUUAUUAAAAAGUUUUAGACAUUGAAAACUCAGUAUUGCGAGCUUUAUCAAGUAGUAUUAAUUAUCAGUGAUAAACAUAUUUUGCGUAGGCAUUUAUCAAGAAAUUCAAAGAAUUCACGAUGAUAAUGAAAAAAUCAUGGCAAUACUUAAAAAAUCUGCUAUUACUACUGAUUGAAGGAAACAAUUUAUUAAAAGAAAUUUAGGGUUAAGAGAUUAUCUUGGUUAUUCAAUAAUAAUGAAUCGUUUGAAAACUUUGAAUUUUCUUUCAAUAUUUUUAUUUUUAUAUCCGACGUUUAUCGAAUAUCACAGAUUCAUCUGAGAGCUUUAAAAAUUUAUACUCCAGCGAUAUGAAAAUACAUACAUAAGUAUAUCAACAUUAAUUUAUAAUAGUUCCUUUUUAUUUUGUUGUAAUUGUAAUGGAAAAAAAAGUAACGUUUAUAUUUAGAUGUUGGCGAAUUAGAUAUAUCCAAAUAUUCGAUUGUGAUAAGUAGUCCUAAUAAUUAGCUAUUAUAUAUUAUAUUUUAAAUUAAUUCACGAGAUUAAUAGAUAUAGAAGACGAAUGAUCAAAUUGAAUUGACAAAGUCUAUCGGAUGGAAAUUGAAUGCAGUGGACCAUGACAAUAACAAUGAACUAUUCCCUUGGAAGAAAAAAGGAUCAGCGUAUCGAACAAAUGAUGAAAAAUAUUUCUGGGAUAAGAAGAAGUUCAUCUCCUAGCUAUCUUCACUUUGAACGAUGGAGUCUUAAUUCUUGUCCUAAAGUACUCUCUAAUGCCUGGCAGCCAUGGAAUUUGCGACGUAUACGCGAGACGUUACAUUGAUUGCGCCCCGAAGCAAAUCGUAUUCGCAGCUUUGCCGAUUCCACCGAUCCGUCGAACAAUGAACAGCGAUGUUGAAAUUGAUGACGUGCGAGUUUGAAUGGAGAACAAACUGAUCAACUCCGUCAAUGACUUCCCAUUUGCUCUGUCAAAGAACAUUCUGCGCAGAAUUAAUCUAUUUCUGAUCGGUCUAACUUAGUCUUCAAGAUUCAUCUAUCCGUUUAAUCUACGAUGUGUAUUAGAAAAGCGAUCGUAUUAUAACAAUUUUAUUUUCUCUGUAUUAUCAUAAGUAUUAUGAAUUAUAUGUCAGUUAUAUAAACAUUACAUUAUAGAGUAUAGAAGAAUAUUGAUGAUGUACUUUAACGCCCGCGCUAUAUGAAUAGAAAGUAAGACGACUGAAUUAAUUUUAUAAAAACUGAUGUUUCAUAGAAAAAGAAAGGGGGAAAAAAAACGAAAGAAAGAAAAAAAAAAAAAACAAUUAAUCUCUGACACUUCCGUGGAAAUUAUUUAUAUCAGCCAAUAAUUUCACCGUUUCAGCCGAUAAGACUAGAUAAUUUCUGUAAAUUUAUCUAUUAUAUCAUAAUAUGAUCUAUAUUGGA
Vespa velutina is the source of this 6685-nucleotide messenger RNA. Its product is annotated as zinc finger protein 423-like. Gene Ontology annotation, molecular function: DNA-binding transcription factor activity, RNA polymerase II-specific; RNA polymerase II cis-regulatory region sequence-specific DNA binding. The record is from RefSeq and is a predicted model, not a curated record. Gene Ontology annotation, cellular component: nucleus. Gene Ontology annotation, biological process: regulation of transcription by RNA polymerase II. The transcript is spliced from 3 exons. Bases 577 to 4650 code for a protein of 1357 amino acids. Lineage: Eukaryota; Metazoa; Arthropoda; Insecta; Hymenoptera; Vespidae.